Molecule: messenger RNA, 1293 nt
Organism: Trichomonas vaginalis G3
Lineage: Eukaryota; Parabasalia; Trichomonadida; Trichomonadidae
Product: protein serine/threonine kinase protein
Exons: 1
Coding region: 1-1293 (430 amino acids)
Biological process (GO): protein phosphorylation
Molecular function (GO): ATP binding; protein serine/threonine kinase activity
Source: RefSeq, a predicted model, not a curated record
AUGAAAUCACUCAAGGACCCACUCUCCCUCCCAAAACGAGGCUGGCUAAAGAAAAAAGGAAACAACCAAGGAUUAUGGCAUAACAGGUAUGUUUCUAUUUCAGAUCACUCAAUUAUCGUAUCCAAAGAUGAAGCAAUUACAAACAUUGAUAUUGUAAUCCCCAUGACACCAGAUGUUACUUUCGAAUUAGUUCGCGGAGCAACAAAUCCGAGAUUUCAAAUCAAGCCAUCUAAGGACGCUCAGCCUAUUUUAUUUUCUGCAUGCUCAUCUGAAGAAAUAUCCGAGUGGUUUAACGUUUUUCGAUCAAUUCAAACAACAUGCACUAAACUGUCGAUGGAUGACUUCCAGAUAAUUUCUGUUCUUGGCAGAGGUUACUAUGGAAAGGUCAUGCUUUGCAGAAGAUAUGAUAAUGAUCAGCUUUAUGCAAUCAAAUCCAUAAGAAAAUCUGUGAUAAACGAUGUUGAUGGUUGCUCUGUUCUUACUGAGAAGAAUAUCAUGAUGAAAAUCCAUCAUCCAUUCGUUGUUAACCUCUGUUUCGCCUUCCAAUCUGAUCGUAAGGUCUAUUUAGGCUUGGAAUACGCUUCUGGCGGAGAAUUGUUUUAUUACAUGGAAAAAGUCGGAGUUGUUCCAAUUGACGAUGCCAGAUUGUACAUUGCUGAAAUUGGCUUGGCUCUCUCUCAUUUGCACAAGUACGGAAUCAUUUACAGAGAUCUGAAACCUGAAAACGUUUUAUUUGACGCAGAUGGUCAUAUAAAGCUUACAGAUUUCGGACUCUCAAAGGAGUUAAACGGUACUACAGGAGCAACCACCUUCUGUGGAACACCGGAUUAUUUAGCCCCAGAAGUUGUUCUUCAGCAGGAAUACGGAACAAAGAUCGAUGAGUGGGCAUUAGGUAUUCUGACUUACGAAAUGAUUUUCGGUCGUACUCCUUUCUAUAACGAGAACAAGUCGAUUUUAUUACAAGAUAUUGUUGAAUCGGAACCGUUCUAUCCUGAAGAUGCGGAUGAGAGAAUUGUCGACUUCAUGAAGAGAUUACUCGAGAAGGAUCCAAAGAAACGCGCUACAUUUGAAGAAAUUAAAAGUCAUCCGUUCUUUGAAGGAGUUGAUUGGGAUGCAAUUCUUGGCAGAGAGUACAUGCCAAGCUAUAUUCCACAAAUUAAAGACAGGUUCUCAACUCAGAAUUUUGAUCCCGAAUUUACCAAUGAAAUCGCUGUAGAUUCAUUUGUAACCCCUGGUAUGACCGAUUUCGGCAACAUUGCUGGAUUCUCUUUUGUUCAAACUGGCUUAGCCUAA